Molecule: messenger RNA, 1167 nt
Organism: Angiostrongylus costaricensis
Lineage: Eukaryota; Metazoa; Nematoda; Chromadorea; Rhabditida; Metastrongylidae
Source: the annotation of a GenBank genome assembly
AUGGAAUCCGGCAGCGUGUUCGAUUUUGUCGGAUCGGCUGCAUUGAUGAGAUUCAAAGUUACUCUCGUAAAGAAAGACUUUAACAAUUUGGACGACAUUGUUGAAGGUGGUGUUUCGGGAAUGUUUAAAAGUCACACAGUCGAUGAACUACAGCUGCAAUGGCAGCAGAAAAUAUCACUUCACACCGAUCAAUCCAAUUUCCAAAACAAUACAGCGAGAACUGAAGCGAGACUGUUCACUUACGUUGAAGGCGACAAAAUUCCUGAGCGUUUAAAAGUUUUCAAAGCUCCAAUGAGCAACGAAGGAGAAGCGCAGAAAGCCGAAUACGACUACCGACGAAUUUCCAGAAAUUACAACGAUCGUGAUGAGUACGUCAUCUGUCGAAUCACUCUGUUAAACGAGCGAUCGAUGAUAUUCGAGCCACGGCUAACUCACAGUGGCUACCGUAUCCAAAGCAAAAUAGGCGAAUAUCGAGUACUAUUACAAGUAUGGGACGACAAUUUCACGUCAAUAGCUCAACCGCUCGAUAGAGUGACGGUGGUUUCUCCAAACCUACCUGAAACUCAGUUAUUUGAACUACCUGAGGAGGAAUCAGUCAAAGUUGUGUGUCUGAUGUGUAUUGAUUACGGUAGUCACUUUGACUACAGCAGCAUAUGGGUGGAAUACGUAGUCUAUUUUCCUGAUGAUUUAACGUGUACCACGGGCAAUACAGAAGGGCAGACCUCAGCUUGUGCAGCGGGAAAGGACGGACGAUACCAUUUCUGUUGGCCGAUCGAGUUUGUCGCUCAAGCAACCGACAUGUCUCGAUUUCACGCACGAUUUCGGGUGCGCUCAGAAGAUCUCUGGGGUCGUCAAUAUGUAGCCGGUUACGCCUGCCUUACAGUACUACUAACGCCUGGAAGAACAGACUAUCGAAUUGAAUGCUGGAGACCUAUAAAAACUGGCGAUGCCGUCAGCGAACUACGUGAGUUCUUCAUCGGUCAGACGAUCGAUAUCGAUUUCUUUAACUUAGAAAAGGAUGGUGUGAUAUCACGAACAGGCCUGACAACGCAGUCGUCAGGCACUCUACAUGUUACGAUCACAAGCAUAAUACAAAAACGAGAAUACAUUUCUCGUGAGACGCUCAAUCAUAUAAAAUAUGGAACGCUGUUUGGAAGAAUGGGGUAG